Molecule: messenger RNA, 1019 nt
Organism: Trichomonas vaginalis G3
Lineage: Eukaryota; Parabasalia; Trichomonadida; Trichomonadidae
Product: keratin-associated protein family
Exons: 1
Source: RefSeq, a predicted model, not a curated record
AUGAAAAAGAUUAAUGAUAAUAAGAGUUCUGGCGGAAGAGUUGAAUUAGAAGUGAAUGAUGUUAAUGAGAAAUUAGCCGAAAAAGCAAACAAAAAUGAGCUUUUAGCUCUGAGUGAUAAAGUCAAGAACCACGUUCAUUAUAUAAGUUCAGACGAACAGAUUAUAACGGACUACCAUGGAUAUUUAACACAGGAUGAAGAAGUGAAGACGAAAGAUGUUAAUGAAAGAAGAUAUAAAUACAUUCGUGCUAAAGGUUAUGACAUAAGCUGUACUGUACAGUAUGACACGGGUAAAGCACAAGAAACAUUUGGUUAUACCGGUGAAAUUUAUGCCUCUACUUUCAAUGUUAACGGUGUACUAGUUGAACCAAAAUUUACUUUGAGGGUUAAGGCAAAAAUAACGUUUGAAGAUGCUAUUAAAAGUAAAGCUGACAAAGUUGAACUUGACGCAAUGAACAAAGUUUUGAAAUCUCAUAAACACAACAUCUCCGAUAUAAAUGAACUUCAAGCUACAUUAGACAGUAAAGCAGACAAGAACCAUACACAUAAAUCCUUCACUACUGUUAGAGCAGACGACAUAAUAUUGAACUUUGACCUUGGUUCAAGUGCACCAUUAGAAAAUCCAAGUACAAGCGUAAAAGAUACUCUUAACAAUUUAGAUAAGAGUUGCAGGAAUAUCGAAGAUCAUGCCAGAAACUUUGAAGCAUAUGAACUACCCGCAAUGUUAGAUAAGAAAGCUGACAAGAACCAUACACAUAAAUCCUUCACUACUGUUAGAGCAGACGACAUAAUAUUGAACUUUGACCUUGGUUCAAGUGCACCUUUAGAAAAUCCAAGUACAAGCGUAAAAGAUACUCUUAACAAUUUAGAUAAGAGUUGCAGGAAUAUCGAAGAUCAUGCCAGAAACUUUGAAGCAUAUGAACUACCCGCAAUGUUAGAUAAAAAAGCAGACAAAACAGAGCUUCAAACAUUAAAGACUCAGAUUCUUGAAACAUUAUAUCCUAUAGGCUCUAUUUAUAC